This is a messenger RNA of Acomys russatus (golden spiny mouse), 483 nucleotides long. Its product is annotated as protein BRAWNIN. The coding region runs from base 17 to 352 and encodes 111 amino acids. The transcript is spliced from 3 exons. Lineage: Eukaryota; Metazoa; Chordata; Mammalia; Rodentia; Muridae. Gene Ontology annotation, biological process: mitochondrial respiratory chain complex III assembly. Gene Ontology annotation, cellular component: mitochondrion. The record is from RefSeq and is a predicted model, not a curated record.
CUCCAGAAACACGCGAAUGCGCCUGCGCGCGUUGCCCUCGCUUUCCGCUCCGUCUCGGCGCCGCCUCCAGCACUUUGGUUCCUGCCAGUUGAUGGUCGUCGAUAGUCUGACCUGUCAUCUUGCGCGUGUGCACUCCAGGCUCUCCACUAUGCCCGUGGGCGUGUCCUGGCCCGCCUACUUGAAAAUGCUCUCCUCCAGCCUCCUGGCCAUGUGCGCAGGGGCCCAGGUGGUGCACUGGUACUACCGGCCUGACCUGACAAUACCUGAGAUUCCACCAAAGCCUGGAGAACUCAAAACGGAGCUUUUGGGGCUGAAAGAGAGAAACCAUGAACCCCAGGUUUCACAGCAGUAGAAACUUCAAAAUACAACUGUGCCAAGAAUUCUGUGAAUAACGUCUGAAAUAUGUAUUUUUAAAUUUAUUGAGUAAAGCUACUUCUUAAAACACAUACUCCAAAGGCAGAAAUGCUGGCUGACGAGGGCUGA